AUGGCACCCUCUUUCUUCGAAACCUCCUCUCCUUCGCUUCUUACAGCGUCUGCUGUUCCUCAUUCUGCUGUAGCUUCUGGAUCUCAUCAACCAACGCUCGCAGUUGUCUUGGGUCUCGUCGGUGUCCUAUGCUUGAUUACUGUUGUCGCAGGUGUUUGCAUCUACAUCUUCCGUGGACGUCUCUUCUCUCCGGCCGCUCCCAUUAAUGACGAGGAGAACACUCAGUCUCAGGAGAAGAACGACAUGAAGAUGUCCGAGACGUCGAGCUGCCUGAGCGACGAAGAUGAAACGCUCGCGAACAUCAAGCCUAAGGAGUCAGACACACAGGGCACUGUUUUGCGCCCAUUUUUGCUGAGUAUUGAUAAGCCGACUGGAUCUCAAUACAAGGAGCUCCGCUUGCCGACGCUGCAGAGAACUCGAACAGACCCUGUCCGUUGCCACUCCAAGGCAAUACUGAAGCAUAAUAGCAUGCCAUAUGACCCGAUUAGCCGCGAUGUCGGAGCGCCGUCUACUGGGAACAUAGCUUGUUCAGUACUGCUCAGGGCCUCGCAAAGCUGCCCUGCGGUCAUUGAGCUUAUCAAGAUCAAUUUGAAUGUUCCCGCAACAUCUACAGCUAUAGAGGAACACUACGAGUCCACUCCAAUGCCGCUUGAGCUUACCGAGAAGCCCUCCCAACCGCUUUCCUCUCUUCCUUCUUCCGAUUCGUCGGACAGCGUCUACAGUCAAAGUAGCUGCUCCUCUACUCCGUCUUCUCCAUUCUUCUGGGAUGACUAUCUCAACAACAUGCCGGAUGAUCUCUUCUACAAGCCAGAACCUGAGCCGAUGCCAUCUCCGAGUGCUUCUCCUGCCGAAUCUCAAGCCGAAACCCUUUGUGCGCCAGUUGAGGACUCAGUUGAAACGAAGGUUGACGCUGAGGAGCUGGAGCUGCAGAAGCCAUCCGAGAUUACUCCAGAACCGCAUAUCGAAAUCCAAGUUACGUCCUUUGUCAAGACGGCGACUGACGACAAGAAAAAACGCACCACCAGUCUCAAACGUUCUUCUGUCAUUUCGAACCGUAAGCGAACGUCGCUGAUUCGCGUCCGGUCCCGAUCUCGCAGGGGCAAGCUACAAUCCGCGAUGCACUACGUCAAACGACGUGGUUCGAACUUUCGUACCAGUCAUUAUCAGAAGCGUGCCAGCAUCACCGACCCAUUUCUUAUCCCUGCUUUCGGUGAGGCCGAGCAAUCCUUGUCAACAUCGUCUGAUUCCUCAAGGCCGACGUUCAAGCUCAACGACGAACCCGCAGACGACAGUGUCUUCAAAACACCUCCACGCUUCUUCAACCGUCUCACAAGUCCUACACGCAACCCAACACUGCUCAACACUCGCUGGAAACCUCGUCCCGUCAUCCCUCCAUUGACCAUCACAGUCUUCUCAAGAGACCGCUCCGCAAACGCGACGAAGUACCCAGGACGUAGGUUUACGAUCUCUCCUCCUGCUGGUACGACUCUCGCCGAGUUCCGUAGAACCGUUGAGCGUACGCUGGGACUUGAAGUGAGGGCACUGCGUGGAAUGGUGUUCAUUGGGAAGAGAUCGAUGUUCCUGCCGUUGCUGACGGAACGGUUCUAUGUCCAGUGGGCGAAGGAACGUAUGCGUGAGGGUGGAAUUGGAGUUGUUGAGGCUUGGCAUACCGGCAUACCAUUAUCUGCGCCGUUUGGUCUCACCUCUUGA
Fomitiporia mediterranea MF3/22 is the source of this 1710-nucleotide messenger RNA. RefSeq lists its product as uncharacterized. NCBI's taxonomy places the organism in Eukaryota, Fungi, Basidiomycota, Agaricomycetes, Hymenochaetales, Hymenochaetaceae. The coding region runs from base 1 to 1710 and encodes 569 amino acids. The transcript has 3 exons. The record is from RefSeq and is a predicted model, not a curated record.